AUGUCCUCAACUUCCUUUAUUUCCAGAAUUGCUCACCCAAGAGUUCUCAUCCCAUUAACCGUCGUUGCUGGAGGAUUAUCAAUUGCAGCAUUCAAUUACUCUACAUUCUCAAGAACUAUGUCUAACGAAGCAGGCAAAACCUUUAAAGGUGACAACGAGUGGAUUGACUUGAAGUUAAAGAAGGAAUGGCACGUUUCUCCAAACACCAAGCACUUGGUGUUCGAUUUGGAAGAUAAGGACCAUGUUUCUGGAUUGAUCACAGCCAGUGCUCUUUUGACCAAGUUUGUUACUGAAAAGGGUAACAAUGUCAUCAGACCAUACACUCCAAUUUCCGAUAUUGAUGAAAAGGGACAAAUUGAGUUUGUCAUCAAGAAGUACGAUGGCGGUAAGGCAUCCACCCACAUUCACGAGUUAAAGGUUGGUGACUCUUUAUCGUUUAAGGGACCAAUUGUCAAAUGGAAGUGGGAACCAAACCAAUACGAAUCCAUUUCUUUAAUUGGUGGUGGUACUGGAAUUACUCCUUUAUACCAGUUAUUGCAUGAAAUCACGAAGAAUCCAGAAGACAAGACUAAGAUCAACUUAUUUUUCGGUAACUUGACCAAGGAUGACAUCUUAAUUAAGAAGGAAAUCGAUGACAUUGCUUCCAAGCACAAGGAACAGGUCAAUGUUGUCUACUUUUUAGACAAGGCUCCAGAAAACUGGGAAGGUGAGACUGGCUACAUCUCGAAGGAAUACUUAGAGAAGAACUUGCCAGGCCCAAGUCCAAAGCACAAGGUUUUCAUCUGUGGUCCCCCACCAUUGUACAAGUCCCUUUCCGGCCCUAAGGUUUCACCAACUGAUCAAGGUGAAGUUACCGGGGGUUUGGCUGAAUUGGGUUACACCAAGGAACAUGUCUACAAGUUUUAG
This is a messenger RNA of Dujonia railenensis, 906 nucleotides long. Lineage: Eukaryota; Fungi; Ascomycota; Pichiomycetes; Serinales; Debaryomycetaceae. The record is from the annotation of a GenBank genome assembly.